CAUAUCUUAUAAAGUCUCCUAGCAGUGUCUGUACGCAGGUGGAUGUAAGCAAAAGAUGGCACAGUCUGCUAUUACUAGUUUCCUAACGGGCACCAGGGAGAGGACUGGGAUUGACAUCCAAGAUGGAGGAAUAUAUGAUGACGACGACCAGUCAAGCCCCGUACAGCCUCCUGGUAAAAGAGGUAGGCCAAAUACGCCUGAAAAUAGGACUGUGUCUUCUGAUGCCUUUUCUAAUGAUCCCGACCCGAAUCUUCUUAACUUUCUAAGCCAGUUUGAAUCACGAAUGAAAGACAUGCUCACUGAUUUCGAGAAACAUUUGGAUGAGAAAAUGAAAUCUGUCGAUGUGAAAAUUCGAGCGGCAAUAAAUGAGGCCAUUACAUCUAAAAUAGCUCCCAUCAAAUCCGAGCUUGCCGAAAUUAAUGCGGAGCUGCAGGACGAACUUAGCUUGUUACGAGCAGAAAAUCUGAAAAUAAAAGAGGAUCUAAAUCAAGUAACACUUCUUGCUAAUCAGAACUCUCAGUAUUCGAGACGCUUACAGCUAAGAUUUUCCGGGGUCCCCUUAAGUGAAAUGGAGAAAAAAGAGCCUUUCAAUGUGAAGCAUUGCAUCUCCAGCUUGGUGAAAACUUUAUCUGACACACCGAUUCAUCCAAAACUUGUCAGCGAUGAUAUAGAAACGGCGCAUAGGCUACCUCAACAUAAGAGGGCAGAUCAAAGCCAAAUUAUAAUUAGGCUGAAGUCUAAAGCUGUCCGUGAUGACUUUAUUGGAAAUAGAUUUCUGUUGAAAGGGACCGGGAUCCGUGUCUAUGAAGAUUUAAGCCCAAUGAAUCGUGGUCUUUUAAGAAGACUGACGGAUCACGGUUCGAUCUCUAAUUGUUGGUCAGACAGAGGGAAAAUUCUUGGGAAAACCAAAAACGGAGUCAUUCGUGUCUUCCAAGUAACUGACGACAUUGACAAUAUUAUCACCGACAUGGAAAAUGCCCCUGCCAAACCACCCGUAAUUCGUAAACCACGCAAGCAAGUGGUGUGAGUAGCCGUCGUGCAGUCUUUUGUGUGCUUUCAAUUUGCCACUGAACAACAGUCAACGUAGCUAGCUAUACAACAUCACUACUUAGUCAAGCUUGUGUGCUUCCAUUUGUCACUAAAGAACAGCCAAGUUAGUCAGCUAUAUCACAUCUUUUUAGCCAAGCAUGUAAACAUCUACACGACUGAUCGGUUAUCUUGUUACCACAUGGAGAAUGUAACUAUGGAGUUGUCU
Molecule: messenger RNA, 1255 nt
Organism: Lingula anatina
Lineage: Eukaryota; Metazoa; Brachiopoda; Lingulata; Lingulida; Lingulidae
Source: RefSeq, a predicted model, not a curated record